Molecule: messenger RNA, 839 nt
Organism: Cylas formicarius (sweet potato weevil)
Lineage: Eukaryota; Metazoa; Arthropoda; Insecta; Coleoptera; Brentidae
Exons: 2
Coding region: 64-777 (237 amino acids)
Source: RefSeq, a predicted model, not a curated record
CCGUACCACCUAGGUAUAUAACGAGACAGGCAACGACCUCGAUACAACAACUGCACCUCCGACAUGUUUAAACCGCUGCUCUUGGUGACGGGGGUCGCCCUUUUCCUGACUCAAGUCCAAGGAGACGCAGCUCUUGACGCCUCCAAAGAUGAUGUCAAAAAGGCGUUCGAGUCGAUGAUGAAGGCCAUAGAUAAAGCUCUGACGCAGGCGCAGUCCGCUCUCGACAAGGCCCUCGAACAGGUCGAAACCAAAGCCCACGACCUGGAAGACAAAGCCAAGGCUGAGAUCCAAGGGGCGGUUUCCAAGUUGCAGGAGAAGUUGGACAAGCUGGUCGAGGAAGCGAAAGAGAAAGGCUUCGACGUAUCCGCUUGUGAAAAAUACGUGACGGAAUUUACUAAUUUACCAGACACCCUGGUCGACGAGCUGGUGUCUUGCGCAACCACCCAGGUGGAAAAGGCCAAGGGGUACAUCGACGACGCCUUGAAGAACGCGCAGCAGAUAGAGCAGGACCUCGCCAAGAUUGACGAUGACAUCGACAACUGUAGCGGCAACAAGAUCAAGCAGCUGAAAUGUUACGCGAAACUGCUCGAGGAGAUCGUGAAAGAUACGAGCUCGGCCCCCCAGCACAUCGUCGAAGACGUCACCAAAGCGACGACGUUGGUGACGGGUAUUUUGCCGGUCCUCGAAGCCUGCGCUACCGGAAAGGUUGAAAGCGCUGGCACCAAGGCCGCGGAAAUUGUCGCAGAAUUUGCCUUGUGCGCAGGCCUUAACGCGUAAGGAUACAAACAUAUUUUUUAAUUAGUGUAAAUUCAGUCAGUAAAUAAAUUAUAUGAUAUAAU